Botrytis deweyae is the source of this 3493-nucleotide messenger RNA. RefSeq lists its product as uncharacterized. The record is from RefSeq and is a predicted model, not a curated record. The coding region runs from base 635 to 2389 and encodes 584 amino acids. Gene Ontology annotation, biological process: transmembrane transport. Lineage: Eukaryota; Fungi; Ascomycota; Leotiomycetes; Helotiales; Sclerotiniaceae. The transcript is spliced from 13 exons. Gene Ontology annotation, molecular function: transmembrane transporter activity.
CGCAUACUGGUUACACAUAUUUGAGUAUGCAAGAUCCUUUCAAGUGAUUUUUUGUAAGAUAAUAAACAAUUGAAAACAUUUUUGUUAAAUUUUGAACGGCUUAUUAGUGACCGCAAAAAGAUAGUCUUUCGACUUUCUGUUUCCAUCUACGCAGGGAUUAAGAUCUUAUGUCCAAUGGGAUACUUCCCAUGCAGAGUUUCGAGAGUAAACGCAAAUCUGACAGUAUCCUUUUGAGUACAAAUUUCGAAGUGCUGACUCAUUCUUCUUGUUUCACACCAUUCCUUAGCAUAUUUUCAGUUACUUGGGUACUUUUCAAUAGGACCCACGAAUUGCCUGACUUUUCUCGUUGGAAUUGUGCUUAAAAAUUGGGACAAUCAUCUCCUAAAUAACAGCGGUGGAGUGAAAGAGCAAGAUCUUGAGUCAAGUCAGCUCUGUUUGUAGACGCACAACAUAGCAAGGAAAGCUCUGGAGGCAUCAAAACUUUUCCUAGAUUUCACUUCUACAGCUGAUAUCUUUUUUUCCUUUGAAAUUGAGACAUUUUCAACCUUUUUUUUCACACGACCUCUAGAUUAACUCAUACGGAACAUAAAGUCUUCGAUGCGCAAUCGAAAAACAACCUUCAAUCACCGGAAUUAUGCCAUUGCCAGUCGAUUCCCAGAGCAGUGAUGUUCAGAACAGACCUGUGGGGAACAUUAGGGGGAACGUUCCUCAAGAUCAACACAAGGAGCAGGCAGCCUCGGGAGAAGAUACGGAGAUAGUUAAUGGAAGUGACGAAGUUGAUUUCAAAUAUUUGAAAGGUCUUCGACUUCAUCUAGUAACUGCGGCUAUAUGCAUGACACUUUUCCUCACAAAUUUGGAGAUUCCUAUUGUGACUACUGCUCUUAUUUCAAUCACCAAUGAUUUGCAUCAUUUUGUUCAGGAUAAUUGGAUCAUAUCUGCGUACAUGCUGGGAUAUGUCAGUAUGCUUAUUAUCUGGGCCAAGUUAAGUGAUAUAUUUGGGAGAAAACCAUUUGCUGCCCUGGUGGUUCUCCUGUUUACAAUAUUCUCUGGACUGUGCGGAGCAUCUCAAACCAUGACACAGCUAAUUGUUUUCCGCGCACUUCAAGGUUUGGGUGGUGGUGGAAACUUCGCCAUUGGAACCAUCAUAUUGGUGGAACUUGUUCCCAAAGAAAUGUAUCCUAAAUAUACCGGCUUGGUUUCUGUUGUCUUUUCAUUCUCCUUACUACUCGGUCCGAUAUUUGGUGGAGCACUUGAUCAUUCACCGGACUGGAGAUGGAUCUUUCUUCUGAAAUCCAUCGGACUUUUACUUCCAUUUCUCCAAGUUACUGAGAAAAUUGUCUUCAGUGUGCCUCUAGGAUUCCUCGCAUUGGUUGCAUUUUUCUUCUGUCUUCCGGCAUCUUUCCCAUACCAGGGCCAAGAUAGCAGAUAUCAGAGGAUUAACCUUUUCUCGUCGAAAGAGUCUUUCGGUAAAAUCGAUUUCGUUGGUGCAACUCUCCUUAUCAUUGCUACGACGUUGUUAGUCGCAGCAUUACAGGAAGCUGGUGGAGAGUUUGCGUGGAACUCAGCAUUCGUGAUCACCUUACUGAUAAUCUCUGGAGUCACGUGGAUACUUUUUAUUUUAUGGGAAAGGAGAGUGACCUUGGGCAUGACUUUGACAGAGCCAGUUUUUCCUUGGAGACUCAUGAAAAGCCGAGUCUGGGUAGGAAUGACUCUCAACGCCUUAUUCCUUGGUGGCCCGUGGUUUGUUACAAUAUUUCAGCUACCCCAAAGAUUUCAAGUCGUGGAUGGUAUCUCUGCCCUGAACGCCGGUUUCAAACUUAUACCAUUUACAGUUCUGGCACCUGUAGGCUCGGUGAUCUCUGCUGUCUUAGCAGGUAAAGUGAAAAUUCCACCUAUAUACUUGGUUCUUAUAGCAUCUUGUAUACAAGUAAUAGGGUUUGCCCUUCUGUCCACCUUACCAACAGCAGCAACGGCUUCACCCGCUCAGUAUGGCUACCAGGUAAUUGCUGGCUUUGGUAUUGGCAUCAACAUUUCAACAUUAAUUCUUAUGACGCCUUAUUCUGUCGCCGAUCCACGAGACAACUCCGUCGCUUUAGGUUGUGUAACGCAAUUCCGCAUCAUGGGUGGAGCUCUUGGACUCGCAAUUGUUACUGCUGCCUACAAAGGAUACGUAACAUCGCGACUGAACGCGUUUCUUACUGUAGAAGAACAACUUUCGAUUUUUGAGUCUGCAAAAUACAUUCAAUCUUUAUCUCCUGAGAUACAAGGCAGGGUACGAGAGGUUCUCGCCGGUGGUUAUAAUCUACAAUUCAGGAUCUUGAUCGCUUUAGCCGCGGCACAGAUCCCUUCUUCAUUGCUUAUGUGGCAGAAAAAACAGAUUGUCGUAUGAUUGUUGGGUUUUCUGCCAAUGGCAUAUUCAUGGAAAUUAGAAUGCGGACGAAAUAGAGAUGGCAGAUGAAGCAAUGGCGAUGCGCAUCUUUGAAUUGACGGUUUUACCGCGGUAUGUAAUGAUUGUACAAAUGUUACUGAAUGUUUAAUGCUCUUUCCACAGUUCUCUUAACAAUCUUCACUAUCUCCGCGACGGCAGUCUUGUUCUCUGGCCCUGGAAUAUCAUGACCUCCUUCAUGUAUGAAUAUCUCUCUAAGAUUUAGUUUACACAAAUCUACCAAAACUAGGCCAAACGUAGGAUACAACUGAUCAUUACAGCCCCAAAUAUGUGCCGUGGGUAGAUCUAUAAUCUCUCCAUGUACAUCAGGCUGUAAGAUGACAAACUCCUCUCGCUCUAGUAAUGCAGUCGGAUCUAUCGGUAUACCACCGGAAAAGAAAAUUGCACAUUUCAAAUUGAAUUUCAUACAAUCUUGACGUUUACGGAGGAUUUGUUGAUGAAUGAUCAAUGUUGCGGCUACGGAGGCGCCGCUCGAGAAAGCAAUAAUACCAUCAUAUGGACCGAAUUCGGCAAUGUAGUCUUGAAGGUCACGGAGGGCUUUAGUGCAACUUGCUAUGGAAGAUUCGUCUGCAUAUUGGAAGGUUUGUGUGUCGGGUGCAACAAGGCCAGAUAAACCUGGAGCAAUGGGACAGGGAACAGAGCCUUCGAUAAAAUCAUAUGUAUGGUCUAGAGAAAGGGCGUGCCGGAUUGCGACUUCUGGAGUUCAAAGAUAUCACUGUUAGUUCCCAUUCCAUGGAGACAUAAAAAUCUCAUUUUCACUUCGCUUGUUCGCAAUCAACUAGCGUGAGUAUGUGUUUUGGAGCUUUCGAAUUUGAUGGUGUGUUUAUUAGAUAAAUAGAGAUGAUGGGAUAUUUAUGUGUGAUACCUGAGACGCUGGUGAAGCGGUCUCGAUACGAGGUACCCUGGAACGAUAUUUGAGACACGAAAAAUAAGCACUUAGGUCGUGGAACCCAAAGAUACCUAUACUGUUGAAUCUAACGGUUCAUAGGCGGCACAGUAAUAGUAGGGGGAGAUAAGCCUAAUUAGAAUUAGCUCAAGCCUUAUAAG